Molecule: messenger RNA, 3119 nt
Organism: Chionomys nivalis (European snow vole)
Lineage: Eukaryota; Metazoa; Chordata; Mammalia; Rodentia; Cricetidae
Gene: Ina
Product: internexin neuronal intermediate filament protein alpha
Exons: 3
Coding region: 1-1506 (501 amino acids)
Biological process (GO): intermediate filament organization
Cellular component (GO): cytoplasm; intermediate filament; postsynaptic intermediate filament cytoskeleton
Molecular function (GO): structural constituent of postsynaptic intermediate filament cytoskeleton
Source: RefSeq, a predicted model, not a curated record
AUGAGCUUCGGAUCGGAGCACUACUUGUGCUCUGCCUCCUCCUACCGCAAGGUGUUCGGGGACGGCUCGCGCCUGUCCACGCGCCUCUCCGGGCCGGGAGGCUCGGGCAGCUUCCGCUCGCAGUCGCUGUCCCGCAGCAAUGUGGCCUCCACGGCCGCCUGCUCCUCGGCCUCGUCUCUCGGCCUGGGCCUGGCCUACCGCCGGCUGCCCGCCUCCGACGGGCUGGACCUGAGCCAAGCGGCGGCGCGCACCAACGAGUACAAGAUCAUCCGCACGAACGAGAAGGAGCAGCUGCAGGGCCUCAACGACCGCUUCGCCGUCUUCAUCGAGAAGGUGCACCAGCUGGAGACGCAGAACCGCGCGCUCGAGGCCGAGCUGGCGGCGCUGCGACAGCGCCACGCCGAGCCGUCGCGCGUCGGCGAGCUCUUCCAGCGCGAGCUGCGCGAGCUGCGCGCGCAGCUGGAGGAGGCGAGCUCGGCGCGCGCCCAGGCCCUGCUGGAGCGCGACGGGCUGGCCGAGGAGGUGCAGCGACUGCGGGCGCGCUGCGAGGAGGAGAGCCGCGGGCGCGAGGGCGCCGAGCGCGCCCUGAAGGCGCAGCAGCGCGACGUGGACGGCGCCACCCUGGCCCGCCUGGACCUGGAGAAGAAGGUGGAGUCGCUGCUCGACGAGCUGGCUUUCGUGCGCCAGGUGCACGACGAGGAGGUGGCCGAGCUCCUGGCCACGCUGCAGGCAUCGUCGCAGGCCGCCGCCGAGGUGGACGUGUCUGUGGCGAAACCGGACCUGAGUUCGGCGCUCCGGGAGAUCCGCGCCCAGUACGAGUCCCUGGCCGCUAAGAACCUGCAGUCAGCCGAGGAGUGGUACAAGUCCAAGUUCGCCAACCUGAACGAGCAGGCGGCGCGCAGCACUGAAGCCAUCCGAGCCAGCCGAGAGGAGAUCCACGAGUACCGGCGCCAGCUUCAAGCUCGUACCAUUGAGAUCGAGGGUCUGCGCGGGGCCAAUGAGUCCCUGGAGAGGCAGAUCUUGGAACUGGAGGAGCGGCACAGCGCUGAGGUGGCCGGCUACCAGGAUAGCAUUGGGCAGCUGGAGAAUGACCUAAGAAACACCAAGAGUGAGAUGGCUCGCCACCUUCGGGAAUACCAGGAUUUGCUCAAUGUCAAAAUGGCGCUUGACAUUGAGAUAGCGGCUUACAGGAAACUGCUGGAAGGCGAAGAGACACGAUUUAGCACCAGUGGAUUAAGCAUUUCAGGGCUGAAUCCACUUCCCAACCCAAGUUAUCUGCUCCCUCCUAGAAUCCUUAGUUCUGCAACCCCCAAAGCCUUAUCCACUGGGCUGUCCCUUAAAAAGGAAGAGGAGGAAGAAGAGGAAGGGGCUUCUAAGGAAGCCUCUAAGAAAACAUCUAAGAUAGGGGAAAGUUUUGAAGAAACACUGGAGGAAACGGUAAUAUCUACGAAGAAAACCGAGAAGUCAAAUAUAGAAGAAAGCACCAUUUCAAGCCAAAAAAUGUAAUUCCAUUACUUAAAAAAAAGUUAGCGCCUACGAGGGAAUGCACUUGACUUGUCCACAGCUUACUUCUGAACCGCAGCACCAGUCACCGCUAUAGAAUGUCUCUAAGGCUUCAAUGUCACAUUUAGUACUGAAUCCUUACUUUCUCCGGUAGAAAAGCCACCCGCUAUGGGCAAACUGCAGUCCUGGAGCAGUCAGAGGAGUUCCCUGAGAACACCGCUUUCUCACCCACAGCUCGGGCUUCACAGUGACAGAUGACUCGGGUGCAGAGGAAGGUGCUAAUUCCGGUCAUCAUUCGCUGUGAGCUGAAAUGGAAACCUAUGUUUAUCCACUAUCCCCCGCCAGUACCCAGCCAUAGAUUCUUACUGUAGAUGCCUAAAACAAAAUCACUGCCAAGGAUAAGCCAGUGGUCCAGACCCCAUCACCCCAUCCCCGCUGAUACAGCUGAGUCACACAUGACAGGUGGUUCUCUCAUGGGCACAUUCCUUCCUUUCCUCCAUUCCUUGUUUCCUUUCCUUCCACCCAAGAGGAGGGGAAAAGGCUAGUGUAGCAUCCCUAAACUCAUGUAGAGCUUACUCCCUUUGCACUCUUUGCUCUGUGGGUAAGAGUAGAUGCAUGUUGACCAUUUUUGUGAUUUGUGUAAUGACUUAUCCUUGCCCAUUUCAUGUCCUUUCACAUUUGUAGCUUAAAGAAAGAGAAAAAGAUAAUAACAGCAGUGAUUGAUUUUAAGGGUCUUCCUGAAAAAUAAAAAGGAUCUCUAGAUUUUAGGCUUUCAGCUUGCCCAAAUCCACUUAAUUAGAGGGGGGAAACCUACCUUAAAUGUUGUAGCUUUUCACUUUAACUUUAGAAGCACAGUGAUAGUUGUCCUAUGCUGUGCUUAAGCCAACCUUAGAUUUAGUAGCAUAAGUACAGGAGGUGAGUACAUCUCUGAGUGGGAAAGACCAAGGUCUCCUCUGUGUUGGUUGCCAUGUAGUGGUAUAGAAUUAGCUUUUUCAUACCCUUGCCCUCAAAUCUAUAGUCCCCUUCCUGUUAGUCUAGGUCGUCAAGAGGCCUCGCUUUUUAAGAGUGCUACAUAUAGGAUAUUUUAUCACCAGACACAAUGCUACUGCCCAAAAGUAAAAAAAUAAACAAACACUUCUGGUCAAUCAACACCACCAGCAAAUAUUUAAAAAAAAAAAAUCUCUCAAGAGUCUUUGCCCAACAGUUGCAUUGCUGUAGUAGGUGGGUAUUGAUCCCCCUAAGGACAGAAACUCAGAGUUCAGGAGGGGUAUGCACACUCCUCCCCCUAUCCAAAGAGGCAGGCUGGAAAGUCAGCUCCUGGUGCACCCAACUGUGUCAUCCACGUGUCCAGUCUGCCUCGUGUGCCAAAUUUGAUGCAGGAUUUUCCCUGUCUCUGCUCACUUCCACCAGAGCUAUACAGCUGUCUGUCCUGUCCCCACCCACGUCAUCGCAAGCUGUGCUGAUAAAGACGUGAUGCUAAUACUGAACUCAUCCUAGCACGUGCUUCAGUAGAUCAAGGAACUGAAAAGACACUUUCCUCUCCCUGACCCACCAUCCCCUCUUGGCCCCCACACUUACUGUAAGACGCUAGUAAUAUGAGAAAUUAAAAGUCAUUA